AUGUCUUCUCCAGCGCCUAAAGGUGGCUAUCGGGGUGGUCGCGGAGGCUUUAGUGGAGGUCAGGGCGGAGGUCGCGGCGGGGGUCGCGGCGGGGGUGGCGAGGCCCGCGGACGUGGCAGAGGAGGCCGUGGUGGUGGUGGUCGCCCUCACGCUGAACCGCAAGUAUUCAGCCCGCCCGUUGCGCCAACACUUGAUCUAGGCACAAAAACCAUAGAGAACGAGUAUAAUAGUAAAGUUCGGGAGCCAGGGCUGGAGGCGCUCUCCCUGGAUCGCCAAUUCCCGCUUCGCCCAGGAUAUGGAACCCGAGGUCGACAUGUUCUUCUGUGGGCAAAUUACUUCCAGUUGGUUGCCAAGCAGAAUACGGCCUUCUACCGUUACAACAUUGAAAUCAAGGCUCCAGGCAAGUGCCCUGAACCAAAGGGAAAAAAAGUGAAAAGAAUCAUCGAGCUGCUACUGGAAGAUCAUCUCCAGGAAUUCCGUGGUCGUAUUGCAACCGAUUUCAAAGCAACUCUCGUCUGCCGUGAUUCGCUUCAAUUUGAGUCGCAGGUUUUCGAUGUCGCAUAUCGCGCGGACAAUGAGGAUACGCCGCCAGCCGAUCCAGAUGUUUAUCAAGUGCGUGUCCUUGCCACAGGGUCCAUUGGUGUGGCGGACAUCCUCAAUUACUUGUCGUCUGCGAACCUAAGUGAAAGAUAUGAUAGAAAGGAGGAAAUCCUUCAAGUGCUGAACAUAGUCGUGGGACAUUCCCCGAAGACGAAGGGAAAUAUUCUCACCGUUGGCGCGAACCGCCAUUUUCAACUGGGACCGAGCGCCGAGAAAUCGAAUCUUCAAGGUGGCCUUGAAGCCUUGAGAGGCUACUUCGUUAGUGUGCGUGCUGCCACCGCUCGGCUUCUUGUGAAUGUACAAGUGAAACACAUUGCUUGCUUAAAUGAAGGUCCGUUAAAAAUGGUUAUCACAGCUAUAGGCGGGAAUUAUAAGAGGCUACAAACUUUUUUGAAAGGCAAGAGAGUUCAACUCUUACAUCUUCAGAAAGUUAAAGGAAAUCAACGAAUUCCAAGGGUGAAGACGAUCACUGGUUUCGCGAAUACAGAUGACGGACGUGGUCUCGAACACCCUCCGCGUGUUGCACACUUCGCAGCUGGCCCAGACAAGGUACACUUUUACCUCAAAGGUCCUCUGAAAGAAGGCCAAAGCCAAUCAGAAGGGAAAGGUGGUAAGAAAGGCAAACGCGGCAAAGGCAAAGAAAAAGAUAAAGCCGGGGCGGUCCCUGACCAUGGGUAUAUCAGUGUCUAUGAAUAUUUCAGCCGUGCGCACAAUAUCAGUGUGAUGGACUUAAAAAUGCCUGUUGUCAAUGUUGGUAGCAAGCAAAACCCAAGCUAUCUACCGGGCGAAGUUUGCUAUGUUGAGGAAGGUCAGCCUUCGAAUACCAAGUUGACUCCAACGCAAUCGCGGGCAAUGAUUAAAUUUGCCGUAAGACCACCUUACGAGAAUGCCAAAUCCAUCACCGGGAGGGGUACCCAGGUAAUUGGCGUCGCUCCAAAUACUCCGCAAGUGCUGACAAACAUGGGUCUCUCGAUCAGCCCCCAUUUGAUUGCGGUUGAUGGCCGUGUUUUGGAAGGACCUGUGAUUCGUUAUGGAGAGAGUUCAAAAUAUGCAAAGGGAGCAAGCUGGAAUUUAACAGGUGUAAAGUUCCCGCAGGCGUCCACGCUAUCGCAGUGGACAUACCUAUAUCUUCCAGGCGCAACCGAUCAAGAUAUCUCGGAGAAGAUCAAAGAAUUUAUAUCAACCGCUGGAAAGCACGGACUCAAGGUCUCGAAUCCUCUUCCACCAGUCUGGUUCGGGGAGCGUUUCUACGAUAGAGAUAAUUCUGAGACGCUUGCUGACAAAGUUGAUCGUGCUUUCGACGGACUUUUGGAAAGGCAUCCGUAUGUUAAAUUUGUGCUCGUCAUCCUACCCCUUGAAGACUCGAGCAUUUACAACCGAGUGAAGUAUCGGGGUGAUAUUCAAAAUGGAAUUCACACCGUCUGUGUGCUUGCGAAUAAGUUCCGAGGAAUUCAAUAUUGUGCGAAUGUCGCCUUGAAAUUCAAUUUGAAGCUGGGUGGCACGAAUCAUGUUCUUGACUCCUCAAAAUUGGGGGUCGUUGGGGAAGGCAAGACUAUGCUUGUUGGUAUCGACGUCACUCAUCCUUCUCCCGGCUCGUCUUCGCAAGCACCAAGUGUCGCGGCCGUGGUUGCAAACGUUGAUAAAUAUUUGGCACAAUGGCCGGCGUCAAUUCGCCUGCAGCAAGAGCCAAAAGCGGAAAUGGUUGAUAAACUUCAAGAAAUGCUCGAAUCUCGCCUACGACUUUGGCAGAGGAGAAAUAAUGCAACUUUACCUGAGAAUCUUCUCGUUUAUCGGGAUGGAGUAUCCGAAGGGCAGUAUAAUAGGGUCCUAGAAGAAGAGCUGCCUUUAUUACGCAAAGCAUGCGAACGGUUGUAUCCAGCAACAUGGACAAAAAAGAACCUUCCGCGGAUUUCCAUUAUCGUUGUUGGCAAGCGCCAUAGCACGAGAUUUUACCCAGUGACUUUGAACGAAGCUGAUGCUAACUCCAAUCCAGUCAACGGAACAAUUGUCGACCGAGGAGUCACUGAGGCGCGGAAUUGGGAUUUCUACUUGCAGGCCCAUACAGCUCUCCAUGGGACGGCCAAACCGGCCCAUUACUUUGUUAUUUUGGAUGAGAUCUUUAGAGCACGGAAAACGGGAGCUGCGACGAGCGACGCCCUGGAGAAUCUUACUCAUAACCUUUGUUACCUCUUCGGCCGUGCGACUAAGGCGGUCAGCGUUUGUCCGCCAGCAUACUACGCUGACCUUGCUUGCGAACGUGCGCGACGUUAUCUCAGCAGCUAUUUUGACGCAAGUCCAUCGGAAACCGUUGUUUCUGGACAAACUGGACAGGGUCCGAGUGAGGAUGAGCUGAGAAUCCACCCAAACCUCGAAAACUCGAUGUUUUACAUCUGAGACUAUUGACCUUUAAUGAUCUUAGCGCCGUGAAUUUGGUGGUUUCAUUUGUAUCUGUUCUCAAAUUGACAUCUCACUCUUACGCAGUAUGAAACCUGGCUUAUCUGUUCUUUUAAAUUGUACCUUUUUAUAAUGGAUUUUGGAUAACUUUUAAAAAGCCUCUUGCUUAUAGCAUUGCGAUUGGAAUACACUGGUUUUCACAGAGUUUCAUGGUCAACACGGAUUCAAGUCUUAGGCGGAGCAUCGAUUUAAAAGGUGUUUGAUGUGUAGCAUAUAAUUGCAUGAAAAUGGAAGCAACGUACGGUUUUUCACCGACAAUUACACGUUGUUAGCUGCUCAAUGUUUGCUUUCCACCUUUGGCA
Coccidioides immitis RS is the source of this 3356-nucleotide messenger RNA. RefSeq names its product RNA interference and silencing protein. Gene Ontology annotation, molecular function: protein binding; RNA binding. The record is from RefSeq and is a predicted model, not a curated record. The coding region runs from base 1 to 2994 and encodes 997 amino acids. The transcript has 3 exons. NCBI's taxonomy places the organism in Eukaryota, Fungi, Ascomycota, Eurotiomycetes, Onygenales, Onygenaceae.